Gambusia affinis (western mosquitofish) is the source of this 4972-nucleotide messenger RNA. Its product is annotated as carcinoembryonic antigen-related cell adhesion molecule 5-like. The record is from RefSeq and is a predicted model, not a curated record. The coding region runs from base 89 to 1726 and encodes 545 amino acids. Lineage: Eukaryota; Metazoa; Chordata; Actinopteri; Cyprinodontiformes; Poeciliidae. The transcript has 10 exons.
CUCGCUGGGUGUGUCCUUGUAAAAGCAGCAGGUACAUCGAGGUUUCGCUCCUGUGUCUCUCUGCUGGGAAGACUUGAAACCGUCCAGGAUGGAUCUGAUCGCCUUUUCGUUUCUUUUGUUCCUCUCUGUUAAGUUCGGGAGUUCUGCUGGAGAUCAAGUUCUACCCGACGGUCCUCUGGAUGCACUUUUGGGGAAAGAUUUGACAAUAAAUCUCCUGCGUCCAACUGAAAGAAGCGAUAUUAUUACAUGGAAUUACAAGGGUUCUGCAUCAAUUGGUACUGUGAGAGAUGGUACGGCUUCAAUUAAAGACCUAUAUAAAGGCAGAGCUUCCAUUAACGCCACCGACGGGUCCCUGACUCUGAAGUCCCUAAAAUCAGAGGACAGCGGAGAUUAUAAUGUAGUUAUAAUCGGGACUACAGAUACCAUUCCCGCAGAGGUUAAAAUCCGAGUUCUGGAACCCGUGUCUGAUGUCAUGAUCAAAUCAAGCCUUCCUGAAGCCAUUGAGAGCAACAGCACAGUGGAAAUUACCUGCUCUUGUAAAGGAUCUAUUGAGAGCUUCACCUGGACCAAUGACAGCAAAAUCAUUGAAUCUGAUGGCAAACGGUUUACUGUGAAAUCGUCAGUGAUGUCAGACAAGAUUGAAAUACCGGGAAAAUAUUCUAGUAAACUGACUAUCACAGAUGUCCAGAGAUAUGAUCUGGUUGGCCCAAUUGUCUGCACAGCAGCAAACUCUCUGCAAAAAGAGAGCAGCGCCAAAUUCAACCUCACAGUCUACUAUGGACCUGAGGAUGUCACCAUUAAGCCCUCUGCACCACUGAAAUUUGUCCCGUCCAAAUCGAAUUUCAACCUGACAUGUUCGGCCUCCUCCAAACCCGCUGCCACUUUCACCUGGUUUUAUGAGACAAAGCAGAUAGAGGCCACUGGUCCAGUCCUCACCCUGAAAGUCAUUGAGGAGCAGGGGUUUGGGCAUGUGAUGGGCAACUACAAGUGUGUCGCUCAAAAUGAGAAAACCAAACGAGCGGUUCCGUCUACUGCUGUUCAGUUCUCCGUGAUGGAGGCCAUUUCUGGCAUUAAAUUAAGUGGUCCAGAAGGUAUCCUCAUCGCUGGCAACAGCAGCGCCAAGCUCAGCUGCCAGGCAACACAAGGCAACGUGACGGAAAGAGUCUGGCUGAAGGAUGGUAAAGUCCUUUCCCCCGACUCCCGUGUCAAAUUCUCCAACGAUGGUAGCUCAAUAAAUAUUGAACUGCUGACGAAAGAGGACAAUGGAGAAUACAUAUGUCAGCUCAUCAACUCUGUCAGCAAAAAAGAAGCUAACUUCACAAUGGUGGUCAUCUAUGGUCCUGAACCACCAGUGGUGAAGGGAGACAAAGAAGUGCAGUUGAAGACACGUGUGGAGCUCACCUGUUCUGUCUCGUCUGUCCCUCCUGCCAAAAUUAUUUGGAAGCUAAAUGGGACAGUGAUCCCUGGUGAAACAAAAGAUACGUUGAUCUACAAUAACAUAGAGUAUAAGCACUCAGGAACAUACACAUGUGAGGCAAGCAAUGAAGUCACUAGGAAGUCCACCAACUCCCCCCCUCUCUCUGUCACUGUUAAAGAAAAAGUAGACGAAGGUCUCUCAGACGGAGCUAUUGCUGGAAUCGUCAUUGCAUGCCUUGUCGCAGUUGGAGUCGCCAUCGCCUUGUUCUUCUACUGCAGAGGGAAAGUACCAGUGUCGUCACCAUACUAAAGACGUCCGUCUGCUGGCUUGAAAUGUCUACCGUUUGGUUUCCCAUGAUCCUCUAUGCAUCAGGGAGGAUUGGUUGGGUUGAUCCAGUUGGUUUCCUUUGUGCAACUCAUCCAACCAGCUUCUUCUUUAUGCCUCUCUCUUUCCCUCUCUCUCUGGCAGACAAGGAUUAUGGAAGUCUAGUUUUACUGGAAUACUAGAUCAUGUUAAGUUUUGGAUUGCAAGCCUUCUAGUUUUACUGCAACUAUCUUCAAUUUCAUUUUUAUUUUUCGUUUAUAAGCUGCUCCACUUCUCUGGAUCAGUUGCUUUUUUGACUCCCUUUACUACAACAUGUUACCAAACCUCGUCGCUUAGCUCUUCCUUCCUGCUUUGUUUUUUGUUUUGUUUUUUCCUGGGGAGGAAACAGAAAUUUCUGCCGUGGAGACGCUUCUUUGACUAAAGCUCAAGAACUGAUGACUGCGAUGAGUGACUGUUUUUAUCCUGCUGGAAAUCUGAGUAGAACACACACAUACACAGAGAUAAUACCUAAAGAAAUGUGAUGCAGACAUGCAUGGGUGAUCAAAACCAUGGAGGCCACAGGGGCAGAAUCUGGGGUGGUCUUGUUAAAAAAAGUAGCAGAAAGAUAUUGUAGUUUAAUUUAUGUCACUGUCGGUUCCAUGUAUGUGGAGUUACGCAGAUAAGAGCCGAGCACAGCGGAGGGUUUUCAGGAUAAACAUCUUUCUCAGAGCUUUCAUCUGUAAUGCCUCAGUUUAUUUGGUGCUCACCAAACCAUAAGAAGUUUUCUGCCUCCACUACUGAGUCAGCUUUUUUUAUUUAUCCUAAACUGAGGUCAAACCUGUCAGCAUCUCUUCCUCAACCGGACAGCUUCACUCAACAUCACUUUUCUGUAAAAAUGAGCAAAGCUGUAACAUUUAUUGAAUUUAUCCUGUCUCUUUUAUACUAGCAGACCACCAUGAUCUCUUAAAAUAGUAGAUUGAAAUCCUUAAAAUUAUGUAAAAUUAAAAAAACAAUCGGAAAAGGGUCAUAUUUUACAUAAAUAUGCUCAGCUGAUAAAACUAAGCCAGUCUAACAGAAGCAACACAUGGAGCUGCUUUCUGUCUAAAUCUUUUCAAAGUUGCUAAGUCUUUAUUCUAUGAUGUUUAAAAAAAGCCUCAAAAGGAAGAUAUCUGAAUACACGUCAUGCCACAUGUUAUAUCUAAUGUAUCAGAACCAAUGUGUAUUUUUGUUUGAUCUGAUGAAGACGAGCAUUUAUGCAGCUUUUGGUGGUUAAACAGUUCAACCAUCUUAGGUUUUUUUGCCACCGCUUUUACCUUUUUUAAUCUGACUCUGCAAACUUGAGUUUCUUCCUACAAGUGUUGCUCUGUAAUCUUAGCCGGCUCCCUCGAUUCCUCUCAGCUCUCCGUCCUGUACCUUUACAUGUUGUUCUCUGAAGCUCAGGAUCCGCCCUCCCAGUUUGACUCAUCCUGUCAUCUUAGGAAGAACAGACAGAGGAGGAGGGAAGGGUUAAAGAUGGCAGAGACAGGACUCAGCAUGCAGAGCCACUUCAGUCAGGUUAGGAGGAAGGCAGGAAGAAAAAGCAAGUGGGAAAAUGUCUUAGCCCUCAAAUUCUUCAAGGACUGGAGGGAAAGUUUGAUGAGAUGUCACUGUGCUGCUCUUUUUUCCUAACCACAACUAUAAAGAAGUUGCUUUAAACUAAAUUAUGGCUUUUAAAGACUUUAUGGAACUAGUUUUAAUUUGAAAAGGCAUCUGAAAAACAUGUGUGUGGUAUUUUGAAGUUCAGCCUUUAGCUGUUUCUUCCUGAGUAUUUUGUCCGCAUCCUUUUUUUAAAAAUAGACAAAUCUUUGUGUGGUUCAUGGUUAUGUGUGACCUCAGACUUCAACCUGCACUGAUCUCCAGUAAAACAAGUAUUUAUUUUGCUGAGUUUUAGAAGAAAAAACAACCUUUAGAAUCAUUGGAGCUGAAGAUCACAGUCUGUAAGCAGAUCACACACGCAGAAACUCUUUAUCUGUUUGAGUUGUAGGUGAAGAACAUAAAUGACUUCAGGUCAGUUUGCCCCUUCAUCAAUUCGUACCCCUGUUUUGGCUUCAUGCUUUGUCAUUUUGUUCAUAUUUCUGUAAUUUAUUUAAAUUUGUCCAUAAAUAUUUAAUUUAGGCAAUAAAUUAGUCAUGGAAAACUUCAAAUCUUGGAAAUCUAAUACCAGGACUAUAAUUAGGAGGAUGUGGGUCCCUCGUCAGAUAAAUAGUUAAAUACAAAUUGCCUUCAAUGUUUUUAGAUCUUUGCGUUUUAUAUAUAUAUAUUUUUUAAAAGCCUGUGUGUAUGUAAUUCUUAGAUAUUUCUUGCAACAUUUCUAGAAAUAUCUUCUUCCAUACAAAAGGACGUAACUAUGCCUGUAGGUUAAAAAGAAAACAAAAACUAAACUGUUUUCUUGCCCAAGUUCUCAGAAGAGGCAUAAAUCCGUCAAAAUCCAGGUACGAAUUGAUGUAUGGUUGGUACAAAGCAUCCUGUGGCACGAGGUUCCUGCACAAGGUACCAGCAACCACUCAAACCGAGUAUUGACAAGUUUGAAACAAAUGUGUUAAGUUUACAGUAGACUGUAAUGCAGAGAAUGUAUUAAUAACAACAUGUAAAUAUGACAUUUGUUGCCCUAAACGAGACCUGUUCAUAUGUUUUAAACUGCAUGAAACUGCCCAUGUUGUAUAUAGGAGAUGUUGUAUUCACUGUACACAUAUUUUGACUUUUUUUUUUUUUUUUGGAUUAUACAUAUGGGGGAAAGAGUUUUAAUUUCUUGUUACUGUAUUUUUCACAGAUGUUUUGUUAUCUUUUAGGUUUAUGUACAAACAUAAAAAAGCCAUAAAGCUCUUGAAAAUAUUUUCCUAACUAUGAUUUGUUUCACCUUUUUUGUUUGGUUUUUUUUUUUGCUAGUGAAAAUUAUUCUUCUAUUUUAAAUGGUGCAAAAAAAGGGACAUAACCAAUCAGAGUAGAUGUGUGUCUUCAAACCAUCCAAUCACAGCGUUCGCCUGCUUGAGUGUGGCAGUGAUCUACAGUCGAAGGAGUGGCCGGAUCUCAUCUGUCAUGCCUGAAACAUAUUUUGACACACUCGCUCACCAAUGGAAACACUGACAAGAAUUUGUCUCAACAAGUUAUUUGCAAAGAGACGUUCCACUCUGCUAAUAGAAAAAAAAGCAAUCUUUUGUUUUUUUGACCUAAACUGACAAAUGAAAGUUAAUAAAAAUGGCUAUGUUGAACUAA